CAGUCCUUUAGCCGGACUGGAUCUAGCCGCUAUCAGAUGUCACAUUUAUAGCAUCUGACUCAGUCACUGAGAAAAAACAAGAUGAACAAAUACAGGAAGCAGAUAGCAGAACAGUUCCUGAGUCAGGCCCUGGGCAUCAUCUGCCUGCUGACCGGAGAGGAAUACACCAUUGUGAAGAAGAGGCCCUCGCACAGCAGCGUUCAACAGCUGAGUGGAGAGGUGCCUAUAAAGUGGGAUGAUGUUGCUGUGUAUUUCUCUAUGGAGGAGUGGGAGUAUAUAGAGGGACACAAGGAGCUUUACAAGGACGUCAUGAUGGAGACUCACCAAGUACUAAGGACUAUGGAGAUCCCAGGAAAUGAGAGCUCAGAACUAACAGGUCACAGUGAUGAAAAUCUAGACACAGGAACACAUAGAGACCUUGUACAGAAUAUUCAACGAGUGGAGACCCCAUCAGACGUCUCUGCAGAACUAACAGGUCACAGUGUCAUAGACACAGGAGCACAAGGAGGACUUGUACAGAAUAUUCAGCCAUCAGAUGUCUCUGCAGAUGAUAUUAAUACUGAUGUAGACGUUAAAACAGAAGAUCUGAGUGUAACGUGUCAGCUGGAAGCUCCAAUGCAGGAAAUGUGUGACAGUGACAAUGCAGAUGAAAAAGAUGCUAACAUUUUAUGUAACACAGAACAAACAGAAGAUCAGGGGCUAGCAAAUAUGCCAGAAGCUGCAAAGCAGGAAAUAUGUGACAAUAUAAGUACAGCUGAAAAUGAUGCUAUGAUUUCAUGUAACAUGGAGGAAACAGAAGAUCAGUGGCUAAGAAAUGCAGAACCAUCAGAGCAGCAAAUUUGUGCCAAUAUAAGUACAGGUGAAUUCACAAACUGCAAUAAUCCUAGUCAUGAUCAGAGUACAGAUGCUUCUUUACAUCUUCUUCAAAAUCAAAGAAGCCACAUGGGAAAUUUAUGUUCUGAGUUUGGGGAAGCUUUUCUUAAGACAUCACAUCAUCUUAAACAUCUAAAAAUUCAUACAGGAGAAAAUCCAUUUUCUUGUCCUAUAUGUGGGAAAUGUUUUAACCUUAAAAACAUUCUUGUUGCUCAUCAGAAAAUUCAUACAGGAGAAAAAGGAUUUUUAUGUUCUGACUGUGGAAAAUGUUUUACUCAGAAAUCAGAUCUUAUUCGUCAUCAGAAAAUUCAUACAGGAGAGAAAGGAUUUUCAUGUUCUGACUGUGGGAAAUGUUUUAAUCGGAAAUCAAAUCUUAUUGCACAUAAGAAAAUUCACACAGGGGAGAAAGGAUUUUCAUGUUCUGAUUGUAGGAAAUGUUUUACUCAGAAAUCAAAUCUUAUUACGCAUCAGAAAAUUCAUACAGGGGAGAAAGGAUUUUCAUGUUCUGACUGUGGGAAAUGUUUUAAUCAAAAAUCAAAUCUUAUUACGCAUCAGAAAAUUCAUACAGGGGUUAAAGGAUUUUCAUGUUCUGACUGUAGGAAAUGUUUUACUCUGAAAUCACAUCUUCUUAGCCAUCAGAAAACGCAUACAGGAGAAAAAGCAUUUUCGUGUUCUGACUGUGGGAAAUGUUUUACUCUGAAAUCAAAUCUUAUUACACAUCAGAAAAUUCAUACAGGGGAGAAAGUUUUUUCAUGUUCUGACUGUGGGAAAUGUUUUACUCGGAAAUCAGCUCUUGUUAAGCACCAGAAGACUCAUUAUAAAAGUUAAACCUCCUAAGUGCAGAGGGUGACACAUAGUUGUCAUCCACAAAAUACCUAGUGUUGAUGAUGACUGUAUGUGACCCCCUUGAGGCACACAGUUUUGGAGCUGUUUGAGGCCCCUUCUGCACCUCAAGCGUUUAUGAGGAGCAGAAUCUAAAUCACUAUUCAGUAAGAUCGAUUUAAAUCAUGUGUUUUCAUUUUUAGAAUAAUACGUUUUCCGCUUAUUUUUCCAGUUGAUUUGUUUAUAUAUCAUUAGAUAUGCAUAGAUAGAUCAUUUAAAUGAGUUACAUUAUUUGGAGGUAUACUAUCUCCAGUUUGAUUGGUUAAUAAUUCAAAUUUGAUAAACUUCUCACUUGUACUUUAUUGGAAGGAGCCAGAGAAAAAUUAUUAUAUUAAUAAUAACAAUAGAAAUAGUUUUAUUUCACUAAAACAAUAACAUUAUUUUUUUUUUUUUCAUUUUUAAUGCUUGCCCCUCCCUCCUCACACUUGUGCAAAUCUAUUCCAAUCCAAACAAUCUUCUAUUCAGUGAGCUUCUUGAAACUUAGUAUGGGUUGAUGUUGUGUACAUAGGUUUGCAGGGGAGCAAUGGAAUUAAAGGAAGGGAAAGUCAAAAUUAAACUUCCAUGGCUCAGAAUAAACAUGCAAUUUUUAACAAUUUUCUAAUUGACUUUUCUUAUCUAAUUAGUUUUUUCUUUUUGAUAUCCAUUGUUGAAAAGCCUGCAUAGGUAGGCUCACUCAGAUGCAAUGCACUACUGUGAGCUAGCUGCUUGUCCCUCUUACCCAUUGUAUUCAGAUAGGCCCCAGUAGAGCAUUGCUCUCCUUCAACCAAGGAUUCCAAAAGAAUGAAGCAAAUCUGAUAAUGGAAGUAAAUCUGAAAAUGGUAGUAUCUCUCUGAAACCCAAAAGUUAUCUUUCAUGAUUAUGUCCCUUUAAGGUCUAUUUAUCAACUCUGUAUGUUAAUUUUAUAACAUUUUGCUGUGAAGAAGGGGCAUGUUAUUUCACAAAUUCACAGUUUUGAGAGCUACAAAACCAAUAAUAUCUUCAAGAUUUAAAAAUUGUCCAAAAUAAUCUGACAGAAACCUCUGGGGGAGCAUUACAUUGUGAAUGGAUUAAUGGAAUUAAUUUACCAAAAAAUAAAACAACAAAUAUUGCAGCAAUGAAUAUACAGCAUCUUGCUAUAUAAUUAAAAACAAAUCUAUAUUUCAGGAGGAAUAACCUUUUGAAUUAUAAUGUAUAAUAUAUAUAUAUAUAUAUAUAUAAAUCUUAAAUGGCAACUAUCUUUAGAUAGAUUUAUUUAUUUAUUUUCAAAAAUAAUUUUAUUUUUAAAAAAUUGAUUUAAAUAGAGAAAAAAAUCAGAUACCCCCCCCCCCCCCUUAUUAUUUUUUAAUUAAAAAAAUUAUUGAUUUUUAUCCACCCUGUGUGACCCAGUGUGUUGGCAAUCCAGGGUCCCUAUAUAAAUUAAAUAGCCAAGUGAUCACCUGAAGCCCCAUGUGCAACUUUAUAAAUAUGACAAAAUGCUGAUUUAUUUUUGAAGUUCAAUAGCUAAUUUCUAUAGAAAAGCUCCAUGUUAUUUUUAAUUUCAGCUUAUUUUAGAAAUGUUACCUAAUACAACUAUAGGUCCACAACAGUUUUAACUAUAGAGCUGAGGGAAACAAUCUCACUGUAUUGUUUACAACCUUGUUUAUUUAAAUUGUAAUAAAAUAUGCAUUUUUUUCACCUUUUGUUGUAGAUUUCUCACAUAUGAUAAAUAAAAUAAUGGUAUGGUUUGAAUCUGCUGGCUCUGCUGAAAAAAACAUAACAAAGCUAAAAAACAAAAAAGCAAUAAUAUUUAGUUUGUGUGGUUUUGCCACUGACAAAUGACUUCCAGUAAUGUUUAAUUGUGAGAAGCAGCUAAAUGCUCAAAGUAGCUCAGAUAAGGGGUGUGAAAUGGUUCAGCAGCUAGGGGGGUGAAAUGUGGACUAAACACUUUGAGAUUGUAAUAUAAAAUGUGUAAUUAUGUGUAUUAAAAUUACUUUGCAUUAUA
Messenger RNA from Bombina bombina (fire-bellied toad), 3715 nucleotides. Its product is annotated as zinc finger protein 436-like. The transcript has 10 exons. NCBI's taxonomy places the organism in Eukaryota, Metazoa, Chordata, Amphibia, Anura, Bombinatoridae. Gene Ontology annotation, biological process: regulation of cytokine production; negative regulation of transcription by RNA polymerase II; regulation of immune system process. Bases 82 to 1701 code for a protein of 539 amino acids. The record is from RefSeq and is a predicted model, not a curated record.